Daphnia magna is the source of this 1875-nucleotide messenger RNA. Its product is annotated as ribonucleoprotein PTB-binding 1. Gene Ontology annotation, cellular component: cytosol. Bases 253 to 1875 code for a protein of 540 amino acids. The record is from RefSeq and is a predicted model, not a curated record. NCBI's taxonomy places the organism in Eukaryota, Metazoa, Arthropoda, Branchiopoda, Diplostraca, Daphniidae. The transcript is spliced from 6 exons. Gene Ontology annotation, molecular function: mRNA binding.
UAACCGUCAUCAGUUGCUUUCGACCGGUUGAGAAGAAAGGUUGCAUUUUUUGUUGUUGUUGAAAAACGAAUUUUUUCGUCUCCCCUCCUCCAACGAGAGAAAAAAAAGGAACCGUUGGGGAAACAUCUUGUUGGCAACAAAAGAAAAAAAACGACAAGAGUGACGUGAUUGUUUUGCAUAUGGUUUUAUUGUUUUUGUUGUGUUGUGUUACAUUUUAACGUUGGAGUGUGUCGAUCACCGAAUUUUGAAUCCAUGGCGUCGGGUGGCCAUCCUCAUCCAACACUGACGAUGCAUCCAUCCUACAGUGGAGAAGAGGCCAGCAGCAGUAGCCCAUUAGCCGUUUGGACGGCCCAGGUGCCCGCCUUGAGUGCCAAUGGCAUCAAUGGAUCCGAUUUGUGCUGGCAAAUGGUCGAAAAUGGCCAACAGGCCGUUCAGCUGCAACGGAGACGAAACGGCCAGAAAUUGUUCCACUUGGGUCGAACACUCUUGUUGAAACAUCUACCACGCGAUGUCAACGAACACGAAAUCAGAGACAUGCUGAGUGCCCGAGGACUGAAAUCGUCCAGCGUGACGUUAUCGCCGUGCGGAUCGGGUCCCAAUUGGGCGAGAGCAGUGCCGCUGAAUGCGGAAAGUCAGCCGGAUUUUUGGGAAGAAUGGAAGCAAUUGUGUGUUCGUGACAAGCUGGACGCUUGCACCAUCCGUGGCCACAAGAUCUCGCUGAGCCCGUCACCAACUGAGAACCUGCUGUGCGUUGCCCGACUGCCACGUGACCUGCUCGACGACGAAUUCAAAGAGCUCGUCUCAUCUUACGGUCCAGUUCGCCGUUGUUUCCUUCUCUACAGCGACAAAACUGGCGAGAGCAAAGGCUACGGAUUUGUCGAAUAUCAGAGCCGAGAUUGCGGCCAACGUGUGCGUUCGCAGUUGGAUGGCAGAAUGUAUGAAGGCCAGGCAUUAGCUUGUGAUUGGCUCGACACUUCAAUCGUCACUGUGGCCGGUCUGCACUCCAAGUUGCUUUACGUCGACUGCCUCCCGGGCGGAUUCCGAGACAUGAGCCAAUUUAGGACGCUCUUUUCUCAAGUGGCCAAUCCACCAUACUGCCAGAUUGCGCUGAAAGGUGGUGCUCCUCAAGAUUGGGGUCUGGUUGAAUUCUCACAAGCCCAGGAGGCAGAGGACACACUCCGCGUUUUGGAUGGAAAACUCUUUCAUAACUCACCCAUCAGGGUGGCUUUCUUUAUACCGGGCGUCAGAGCCAUCAACAUAUAUAUGAAACUUCUUAACGACACGUGUCAGAAUAAGGGAAAAGCUGCUCUACUACCCGAACCACCUAGCGAUACAGUCUUCCAUCAAUUACAAAACCUGACCAAACAGAAUCCAGCUUUUGUUCACAGUCUGCAGAAUAUCAUUUUAACGCAAAUUCAGCAUCUAAACAAUCCGGCAAACAGCACAGGAAACUCCGGCAAUUGCCCGGGGGCAAGCUCAGCGGGAACGCAUAAUGGCGCCCAGAGGGCUCAGUCUGGUCACCAACAGUCUGGCCAUCAGCAGCAGCAAGCCAGUAAUGCUUCACUAGCAGCAAGUGCCCAAGCGGCGCUCUCCAUGUUACUAGCGGCCCAGCAAACUACGCAGCCGAGUCCGGCUGGAAGUACUAGUAGCAAUGGUAGUCGUAGCAACCUUAGUCACGUUAGUCCUCCUCCACCUCCUCCUCCUCAACUGCAACAGGGACCACCUUCGUGUUCCCAACCGCCACCAGCUGCUGGCGGUGGUAGUAGCAGCCGAAUGAUUCAGUCGCAGUAUGGCAACGGUUAUCGACCAGCAACUGGCCAAGCCCAGCAACAUCAACAGCAGCAGCAGCAGCAGCAGCAUUCCCUUGUGGAUUGA